Messenger RNA from Girardinichthys multiradiatus, 1886 nucleotides. It is a transcript of the gene csnk1g1, whose product is annotated as casein kinase 1, gamma 1. Gene Ontology annotation, cellular component: plasma membrane; nucleus; cytoplasm. Gene Ontology annotation, biological process: signal transduction; endocytosis; positive regulation of canonical Wnt signaling pathway. Gene Ontology annotation, molecular function: ATP binding; protein serine/threonine kinase activity. NCBI's taxonomy places the organism in Eukaryota, Metazoa, Chordata, Actinopteri, Cyprinodontiformes, Goodeidae. The record is from RefSeq and is a predicted model, not a curated record. Bases 384 to 1793 code for a protein of 469 amino acids. The transcript has 14 exons.
CACGGCAGACGAAGAAUGGAGAGAGUCGCUAACGGCUGUUAGCGUUAAACCUCAGCAACAAGGAAACCUCACAUGAAUCUCCCCAGCGCCCGGUGAAAUUGGACCUGGGCGGUACACGAGCGGAUCCCGGGUCGUGUGGAUUCAUCACCGUGAAGGUCUCCAUCUUCCUUAUGUGACAAAUGUUGAGGUCUAAUAACUGAUAAAGGUGACAGGGUGAGGUCGGGGAGGCCUGCGGGUUAACUGCUCCAGCUUCUGGCCCAUGAGAGGGACUUUGCCAUUCAGGUGCCACCAGUAACCAGGGCUGUGGCUGCUGCGGUGGGCCCGGCCCAGGAGGCCCUUUUGUGCAUCACCCGAGGCUCCUGCUGACCAGUGCUGCGCGCGCCAUGGAUCAACAAAGAGAGAAAUAUGGCGAGCGGCCGGCUAGAGGCACCAAAGUUUCGCAGGGAAGCCGGAGCGGACACUCAACCCGGCCCUCGGGCUCCUCGGGCACCUCUGGCGUUCUCAUGGUGGGACCGAACUUUCGCGUCGGGAAGAAGAUUGGCUGUGGAAACUUCGGGGAAUUAAAGCUCGGUAAGAAUCUCUACACAAACGAGUAUGUAGCCAUUAAACUGGAACCAGUGAAGUCGAGGGCUCCACAGCUACAUUUGGAAUACCGGUUCUACAAAAGUCUUGGGACCACAGCAGAGGGCGUGCCUCAGGUGUUCUACUUCGGCCCCUGUGGGAAGUACAACGCCAUGGUUAUGGAGCUGCUGGGGCCGAGUCUAGAGGACCUCUUUGACCUUUGUGACAGGAGCUUUUCAUUAAAGACUGUCUUAAUGAUUGCAAUUCAGCUGAUAUCUAGAAUGGAGUACGUGCACUCUAAGAAUCUCAUCUACAGAGAUGUCAAGCCUGAAAACUUUCUCAUCGGAAGGCAAGGGAAUAAAAAGGAGCACAUCAUCCACAUCAUUGACUUCGGCCUGGCCAAAGAGUACAUCGACCCCGAGACCAAAAAACACAUUCCGUACCGGGAGCAUAAGAGCCUGACUGGUACUGCCAGAUACAUGUCCAUCAACACACAUUUAGGCAAAGAGCAAAGCCGACGAGAUGACCUGGAGGCUUUGGGGCACAUGUUCAUGUAUUUUCUGCGUGGGAGUUUACCUUGGCAAGGACUAAAGGCUGACACACUGAAAGAAAGAUACCAGAAGAUUGGAGACACGAAACGAAACACUCCCAUUGAGGUCCUCUGUGAGAACUUCCCAGAGGAAAUGGCCACCUAUUUGCGGUAUGUGAGGCGGUUAGACUUCUUUGAAAAGCCUGACUACGAAUAUCUGAGGACUCUGUUUACUGAGCUGUUUGAGAGAAAAGGAUACACCUUUGACUACACUUAUGACUGGGUUGGGAGACAAAUACCCACGCCGGUGGGAUCCGUCCAUAUAGACUCUGGUGCCUCUGCAGUCACGAGAGACAGCCAUCCUCACAGAGACCGGCCCUCGCAGCACCCUCCAGUUAGAAAUCAGCAGACAGCAGUCUCAGACCGGCGAGGAGCAUGGGAGGUGCAGCCCACGCGGCAAGCAAACUCUUCCUAUCUCACCUCCCACCUGGCAGCGGACAGGCACGGGGGCUCAGUACAGGUGGUCAGUUCAACCAACGGCGAGCUGAAUGCUGACGAUCCACUGGCUCACUCCAACGCUCCGAUAACAACUCAGGCCGAGGUGGAAGUUGGCGACGAACCCAACUGCGUGAAAAUGCUCAACCUGUGGUGCUGCUGUUUCUUCAGGCGAAAACGGAAGAAGAACUCGCCGAGGCACAAAUGAUGACCCAGGACCAGACUGAAAUGUUCCUCGUGUCCAGCUACAGUUGAUUGUGAUUUCAGAAGCCUGGAAGGUCCCACUCAGAGUAAAAGGGAG